Molecule: messenger RNA, 2724 nt
Organism: Corvus hawaiiensis (hawaiian crow)
Lineage: Eukaryota; Metazoa; Chordata; Aves; Passeriformes; Corvidae
Gene: NSFL1C
Product: NSFL1 cofactor
Exons: 9
Coding region: 38-1147 (369 amino acids)
Biological process (GO): nuclear membrane reassembly; membrane fusion; autophagosome assembly
Cellular component (GO): cytosol; nucleus
Molecular function (GO): ubiquitin binding
Source: RefSeq, a predicted model, not a curated record
GCGGCCCGGCGGGGUUUGCGUGCUGCACCGCGGCAAGAUGGCGGACAGGGAGGAGGCGCUCAGGGAGUUCGUGGCCGUGACCGGCGCCGAGGAGGAGCGAGCGCGAUUCUUCCUCGAGUCAGCCGGCUGGGACCUCCAGAUUGCACUCGCCAGUUUCUAUGAGGACGGGGGUGAUGAGGACAUCCUGACCCUUCCCCAGCCCACACCCAGCUCCAUAUCCAGAGGCACUGGAGCCAGUGACCAUCGAGUAACCUCGUUCAGAGACCUUGUGCAUGCGCAGGAGGAGGAUGAUGAAGAGGAGGAGGGACAGCGGUUUUAUGCCGGCGGCUCAGAGAGAAGUGGCCAGCAGAUCGUGGGUCCUCCGAGGAAGAAGAGCCCCAAUGAGCUGGUGGAGGAUCUGUUCAAGGGAGCCAAGGAACACGGUGCAGUGGCGGUCGAUCGGACGGCCAAGAGCGGUGGUGAGACAAGCAAACCAAAGCCUUUUGCAGGGGGAGGGUAUCGCCUUGGGGCUACUCCAGAGGAGGAGUCGGCUUACGUGGCAGGAGAGAGGAGACCGAACUCUUCUCAGGAUGUGCAUGUUGUACUGAAGCUCUGGAAGAGUGGAUUUAGUCUGGAUAGUGGAGAGCUGAGGAGCUACCAGGAUCCGUCCAAUGCCCAGUUCCUCGAUGAUAUCCGCAGAGGGGAAGUCCCGGCUGAGCUGCGCAGGUUAGCACGGGGCGGACAGGUGAACCUGGACAUGGAAGAUCACCGUGAUGAGGAUUAUGUGAAACCUAAAAGUGUCUUCAGAGCUUUUACUGGAGAAGGACAAAAGCUGGGCAGCACCGCGCCCCAGGUGAUGGGCACCAGCUCGCCAGCCCAGCAGGCAGAGAACGAAGCCAAAGCCAGUUCUGCCAUUGUGAUCGAUGAGUCGGAGCCCGUCACCAACAUCCAGAUCCGGCUCGCUGACGGUGGGCGCCUGGUCCAGAAGUUCAACCACAGUCACAGGAUCCGUGACAUCCGGCUCUUCAUAGUAGAUGCUCGGCCAGCGAUGGCUGCCACCAGUUUCGUCCUCAUGACCACCUUCCCCAAUAAAGAGCUGACUGAUGAGAACCAGACCCUGAAGGAAGCCAACCUGCUCAACGCCGUCAUCGUUCAGCGGUUGACAUAAAGGACCCCGGCUCUGGCCACACAACCGCGGCGCACGGGGUCGUUUCCUCCCGCGCGUGCGCCGGCGCCGUGCCACACAGGCCCACAUCUGCUCAUAGCUCUGGGUUCUUAGGUCUUGGUUGGACUUUUUUUCUCUUUAGUUGCAUUUCCCAUGGGGUUUUUUUGUGAUGAUGAUGAUGAUCAGUGGACUUUAAAAUAAAUAAACGAAAUGAAUUCGUUUGGAAAGGAGCUGCAGCCUGUUGUGCCCCAGAUUCCCUCAGGAGAGUUCAGUUACCUUGUGGAUUGAGUUACUGCACUCAGAGAGGGGAGGAAGGCAAGGGGGAAGGGAACUCCAGGGAGCAGUUUCUGUCAGUGGACUGCUCACCACAAUUCUUUCUCUUCCCUCCAGGGACUGCUGCAAAGUAUUCCCUUUUUUUUCACACAUUAAAUAUAAACUUAUCUGAGAAUGGGUGAUCUGAUUGUCAGGUUAAUGGUUACACUCCUGUAAAAGCAUUGUGGGGGAAGUCUUUGUGAAAGAGCUCAGUGUGGGGAAAACUCCGACAUGUGUGAGGUGCAAGGUUUAACACUUCCCAUGCUUUUCUGGAGAGAAAUCCCUGACUUUCCUUCCCUCAGCAGAACUCUUGGGGCAUACAUUGCAGUCCCCACCUGCUCUGCCUUUGUUUUUCCCGACAGGCCAGACUGGCUGCAGGUUUAAAUUGCUGUAUUGCAUUUCUUUUAGAAAAACCCUGCUGCUGACUUCUUUCCAAGAAGGCGCAAAGCUGAAUCAGCUUGAAGUGACUGGAAGUAAAAGGCAAACAGAGUCUGUCUUACUGGAAAGCAAAUUUUGUCCUGAGAGGUGAAUUACUGAGAUGAUUGCAACAGCUUGGGUGGAAAAACUCAAGGCUGUGGUACCCUUUGAUGUAUUUCCUCUUCUGUGCUGAGGACUAACAUGGCUGAAUUCCCGGAAUUCUCCAGCGUUGGUCUGUUCUGUUUGUUUUGGGCUCAGGUCUCCAUCUCUUUCCCUCCUUUGAACAGAAUCCUGUGGGUGAAUUCCUUAUGCCCAGACACGAGGCACUGGCAGCGCUGGCAUAGUUGCCAUGGAAUAUUGUGCCACGGCACUUUGCACUGCCCCUCAGCUGCUUCUGGUUUUGUUCAGGGCUUCCAAGCAGAGCCCAGAGCUGUGCUGGGUCGUGGGUUGCAGCCACCGGCUCCCUGGGAGCGGGGUCCUUGGGAACACUCUCUCCCUAUCCUGCCUUGGACACACAUGAGCCCCGUGGCCACUGCACCGUCACUCCACCCCCCUCAGCGCUCGGAAACUUCCAGGUCCUGCCCUUGGUGCGAGCGGAGGGAGCUCAGGAGCAGGCUGGGGAGGGCCGGCAGGUUGGGCAGGUUCAGCAUGAGGAACUCACUUGGCUGCCUGUAGAACACAAACCAGUGGGAGCAGAGAGAAGCCCUCAGCAAGGGCAUUUUUACAGCAGUUUCUCAACUGAGAGCUGAAUUAACUCCCAUUUUUCUUUACUAAACGGACAUGGAGUGUGCGUAACAACCAAUUUGUAAAUUAUUGUGAAAAUUGCCAUUAAAAGCCCACAAACAGGAAAA